This is a messenger RNA of Cucurbita pepo subsp. pepo (vegetable marrow), 1947 nucleotides long. Its product is annotated as putative mediator of RNA polymerase II transcription subunit 26c. The record is from RefSeq and is a predicted model, not a curated record. NCBI's taxonomy places the organism in Eukaryota, Viridiplantae, Streptophyta, Magnoliopsida, Cucurbitales, Cucurbitaceae. Gene Ontology annotation, cellular component: nucleus.
GAUAAAUGGGCGUGGAUUUGGGCCAUAAUGAAUGAAUAAGGAGUGUUUUUUUUUCAUAUUUAUUGGUUGCACCACGCGCCAAUGACUGCGAACGGAAUAAGAAUUCAUUCAUAGUUCAGAGCUCCGAGGGGAAGAAAAUCCUAUCUGGAAAUAGGAACGAACAAUAUUCAUAUUCUCUCAAUUUCUUUUUCCCUUUCUCCGAUCAAAUUCCGGCCGUCGUUUCAGAAACUUGGUUUUCAUUUUCAUGGUGGAGCUCUGUAACAAUUUAAAUUUUGAUCAACUAACCCAGAAAGUCCCAAAGGGAAAUUUCUCGACCUGUAAUUUUGAGGGCGGAAUUCGUUUGUUUCUCGUUUUCUUAAGGAAUAUUCCUCGUGGGUUCUUUUUAAUUUAUUGUUUCAGUGCCUUUCGGAUUCCUGAAACGGUCGGUUGAAGCUUUUGUUGAGGAUCGAAUCAGAUCUGUUCUGCGUUAUUUGGGUUUUGUUUCGAAAAUUUUCCUAAUGGAUUAUGACGAUUUUGCUUUUCCUUCACUGGGUUUUCUCUGUAAUUUCUAGCGUUUUCUUCUUCUUCUCCGAGUCUCGAAGUGAAUGUUAAAACUGUAAUCGUUUUCGCUGCUUCUUAUUGGGCGGAUUAACUUUCUCAAUCGCUCAUUAUUCUAAUCGGACUCUUUACAAAAUGGUUCGAUUGGAUUUAGAUGAUUUCCGGACCAUACUUGAUACAGCCGGCGUCGAUGUUUGGACCUUCAUCGAUACAGCUAUGGAGGUCGCUUCAAUGGAUUACGGCAAUCAAUUGAAAAAUCGAAGAGAUGGAAUCGUCGAGAGGCUCUAUACGUUGACCUCGCAUCCGUCGCGAUGUCGUAACUGCGAUACGGAUCGUCACCUCGAUGGUCGCUCUAAUGGCUGUGAAAUCAAACAGAGCUCCGCCGAGGCGAAGGAAGGUUCCCCUUCGACGCCGCAGUUCGUCGGAGUUGAAGGGGACGACGAUAGAGUAGACCCAUAUGGCGGUUCGUUUGAUGAUGAACAGAAGAAGGUUUUAGACAUUAAGGAGCAGCUCGAAAUUCCUCACCAGCCUGAAGAUGCUUUGGUUGAUCUGCUUCAAAGCUUGGCAGACAUGGAUAUCACAUUCCAAGCUCUUAAGGAAACUGAUAUUGGAAGGCAUGUGAAUCGGUUAAGGAAGCAUUCAUCUAAUGAUGUUCGUAGAUUGGUGAAACAUCUUGUCAGGAAAUGGAAGGAUAUUGUGGAUGAAUGGGUCAGGUUGAAUCAGCCAGGGGAGCAGCCAGCUUCAUUAAUAGCUGAUGGCGACUCACCUCAACAAAAAGUUCCUCAAAAUGGUUACCAUCAGGUUCCUGAUUUCGCAUACUCUCCGAAUCCACACAAUGGAAGUUCUGGGUCAGAUCGAAAUAACUCAGAGCCAGAACCAAAAGGAAAGCCUAUGCCAAGACGAGACGCUCUGCCUAAACCAGCACAACCAGCUUCAACGUCGUCUUUAACUCCUCAAAACAAACAUAAAGAACAACAGAAGGAAGCAAAUUUUGAUUCACAAAAGCUUGCUUCAGCUAGAAAAAGGCUUCAAGAGAAUUACAAAGAAGCUGAAAAUGCUAAGAGGCAAAGAACAAUCCAAGUCAUGGACAUCCAUGACUUACCAAAGCCAAAGAAUACCUUCUUCUCAAAGAAUAAAAGCGGCGGCGGUGGCGGCGGCGGCUCUCAAGGCAGGCACUGGUGAUAUUUGGCAAAGCAGCAACAUGUUCUGCAAUAUUAGGUGUUCUGUUAUCAUCAUCCCUUACAUCAUUUGAUCAUUGAAUUUUUAACUUUCUCUAUUAAGUUUAAAAGAGAACCAAAAUCUACUUUUUUUCAGGUAAAUUUGGUUAUAAUAAGCAAUGCUAUUAUUGAUAUUGUUCAUCUGGAAGCUCUGAGUGUUUAUAUGCAAUGCUAAUGUUGAAGCUUCCUGUUA